Messenger RNA from Perognathus longimembris pacificus (Pacific pocket mouse), 3948 nucleotides. It is a transcript of the gene Nlrp1, whose product is annotated as NLR family pyrin domain containing 1. Gene Ontology annotation, molecular function: protein binding; ATP hydrolysis activity. Gene Ontology annotation, biological process: inflammatory response; regulation of apoptotic process; innate immune response. NCBI's taxonomy places the organism in Eukaryota, Metazoa, Chordata, Mammalia, Rodentia, Heteromyidae. Bases 152 to 3667 code for a protein of 1171 amino acids. Gene Ontology annotation, cellular component: canonical inflammasome complex. The transcript has 14 exons. The record is from RefSeq and is a predicted model, not a curated record.
UCAGCAGUUCUGAGCUCUCUCCUGGGCUCUGAGACCACGCUUGACGUUGUUUCUCCCACACCUCUCCUCCUGUCAGCUCUGCGGCUCCAGAUAUCCCCCGAGUCCUACUGAAAGAGAAGAAAGGAUCUGAGCCCUAUAGAGGAGAGCAGCCAUGGCUGGUAGAUCCUAUCGUUUCUCUGCUCUAUCAUCUGAUCCUUCAGAAGAUGAAGAGGAAACAGAAGGAAAUUAUGGAGCACUUCCAGUUACACCUGGUCAAUUCAGCAUUGUUGAAGAGAACAUCUGCCCCCAGCCCAGCUCAGCAAGGAAAGAAACCAAGGAGAAACUCCAAAAUCAGAAGACAGAAGAAGAGCCCAGCCCAGCACAUUCCUGGAAAAAUGAGGAUUUGAAACAAAAAUUCACCCAACUAUUACUUCUAGAAAAACCUUACCUCAGAAGCCAGGAACUCCUCUGCAAGGAAAGCUGGUUUCAGGAUGAAGUGAAGGAACCAGGACAUUUGAUUGACAUUGGAGAUUUAUUUGGCCCAGGACCAGGUCCCCAGGAAGAACCUCAAACAGUCGUACUGCACGGGCCUGCUGGAAUUGGGAAGUCCACUCUGGCCAGGCAGGUGAAGGGAGCCUGGGAGGAAGGGCGUUUGUACAAGGAUCACUUCCAGCACAUCGUCUUCAUCAGCUGCAGGGAGCUGGACCAACACAAGGUGCUGAGUCUGGAAGAGGUCAUCAUGAAAGACUUGUCUAUCCACCACAAGGAGACUAUCGCUAGGCCAAAGCAGCUGCUCUUCAUCUUAGAUGAUGUGGAUGAACUACAAUUGGUUGUAGAGGAGAUGGAAUCAUAUCUUUGUGUGCAUUGGAGCCAGCCUCAGUUGGUAUACACACUGGUGUGCAGUCUGCUGGGGAGAAGCAUACUUCCAGAGGCUUCAUUGCUCAUCACAGCUCAGACCACAGCUCUACAGGACCUCAUCCCUUUCUUAAAGCGACCACGUCUGGUGGAAGUCCUGGGAUUCUCUGAGUCCAGCAGGAAGGAAUAUUUCAACAAGUACUUCUCCGAGGAGAGCCAGGCACUCAAGGCCUUGAGCUUGGUUGAAUGGAACCCAAUGCUGUGGACUCUGUGUCUGGUGCCCUGGGUGUCCUGGAUGGUCUGCGCAUGCCUGAAGCAGCAGAUGGAGCAGGGGGAGCAGCGCCCACUCACCCCCCAGACCACUACGGCCCUCUGUCUGCACUUCCUUGCCCAGGCUCUCCCAGCGCAGACCCUGGGGACCCAGCUCAGGAGGAUCUGCUCACUGGCUGCUGAGGGCAUCCGAGAAAGCAAGACUCUGUUCAGUAUGGAUGACCUCAGCAGGUGUGGCUUAGAUAGCACCAUAAUUAUCACUUUCUCAGAGAUCAAUGUUGUUCAGAAACAUGACCAGCCUCAGCGCUACAGCUUCGUUCAUUCUUGCUUCCAGGCAUUCUUUGCAGCAAUGUCCUUUGUCUUGGUGUACGAAGAGAAGAGCAGGGACUCUCCCGGACAUGUCGCAGAGAUGAUAAGGUCAAUACAAGAUUACAGAAGUCAUCUGUUGAUGCCACCAACCAUAAGCUUCCUAUUUGGUCUUUUGAGUGAACCAGCGGUAGACAUGCUGGAGAUGAUCUUCACCUGCAAGCUGCGUCGAUUGAGUUCAUGGGACGUGUGGGAUUGGAUCCAGUUUGAGGCCCCUCUACAGCAGCCAUAUUCUGUGGAGAUGUUCCACUUUCUCUACGAGUCUCAGAAUGAGCGUCUCCUAUCGUCUGCACUGGGACGUAUUAAAGGAACAAGGAUGAAUAUCCAGACGGAUGUGGAGCUCCUGGUGGUCACUUUCUGCCUUAAGUUCUGCAGACAAGUGAAGAGGCUUCAGCUGAGUGAGGGUGGCCAGCAGGGAGGAGCACAGAGGUCCUCUGGGGUAGUUCUGUCCACACGAGCCCCCCUCACUGACACAUCGUGGAAGGUUUUCUUCUCCACUCUCAAGGGCAGUGAGAAUUUGAGGGAGCUAAACCUAAGUGGGAACCUACUGAGUUACUCUGCAGUGCAGAGUCUUUGUGAGAUGCUGAGACAUCCACGAUGCCACCUGGAGACCUUGAGGCUGGCCCACUGUGGCCUCACCCCCAGCUGCUGCCAAGACCUGGCCUCUGUGCUCAGCACUUGCUCCAGCCUGAAGAAUCUCGACCUGCGGCAGAACAACCUGGGUGACCAUGGCAUGAUGCUGCUCUGCGAGGGGCUCAAGCAGCCUUUCUCUCACCUCUUGUUCCUGUGCUUGGACCUGGACCUUCUGAGUGACCUGGUGAAGGAGGAGCUGAACUCCCUGGAGCAAGAAAAAUGUGAGCUAAUCAUCUCCAGCAGAUGGAAGCCAAGUGUGAUGAGCUCUACUGAAGGCCAAGAUGGAGGAGAGAUGAGUAAGAGCAUCACCUCACUCAAGUGGCAGAGACAAUCUCCAGAAGAAAAAGCUGUGCAGACAGAACUUUUCCAUCAGCCUUCUCCUGUCUCUCUAGAUGACCUGAAAACAGAGCAUAUGGGGAAGAAAUUUGACUUCUGGGGCCCUGCAGGGCCUGUGGCCAUUGAAGAGGUUGGAAAGCACAGAAGCCUGUACCGCAUUUACUUCCCCGUGGCCGGCUUUUACCACUGUCCCAACAUGGGUCUGGGCUUUGUUGUGAGCAGGGCAGUGGCCAUCAACAUUGAAUUCUGUUCUUGGGACACGUUCCUGGAUGGGACUUCCCUGCAGCACACCUGGAUGGUAGCGGGGCCUCUGUUUGACAUCAGGGCUAAAAAGGGAGCUGUGGCUGCUGUGUAUCUCCCUCACUUUGUGGCCCUCCAAGGUGAGCAUGUGGACAUCUCCCAGUUCCAGGUGGCCCACUUUACAGAAGAGGGGAUGGUCCUGCAGAAGCCAGCCAGGGUGGAGCCGCACUGCGCAGUCCUUGAAAACCCCAGCUUCUCCCCAGUGGGAGUUCUGCUGAGGAUGAUCCCCAAGGCCCGGCGCUUCAUCCCCAUCACCUCCACCACGUUGCUCUACCACCAUCGCCAUCAUGAAGACGUCACCUUCCAUCUCUACCUGGUCCCCUAUGACUGCACCAUUCAUAAGGCCAUAGAUGAUAAAGAAGAAAAGUUCCAGUUCAUGCAAAUACACAAGGCCCCGAUGCAGAAUUCCCUUUACCUGGGCUCUCGCUAUACAGUGUCUGGUUCUGAGUCGCUGGAAAUCAUCCCCCAGGAGCUGAAAUUCUGCUACCGGAGCCCUGGAGAAUCUCAACUUUUCUCUGAGAUCUAUGUUGCCAACUUGGGUUCAGGAAUCAUGCUACAAAUGAGCGAUAAGAAAGAUGGGGCUCUCCUGUGGAAGGCCAAGGUGAGACCAGGAGACCUCAGCAGUGCAACCAAUGUGAUACCACAAGCUCCAGCAGAGGCUCCGGCCUUGCUGCACUUUGUGGAUAGGCAUCGGGAGCAGCUGGUGGCCCGGGUGACAUCUGUGGACCCUGUCUUGGAUCAUCUACAUGGACAGGUGCUGAGUGAGGAGCAGUAUGAGCAGGUGCGGGCUGAGGCCACCAGGCCUGAGCAGAUGCGGAAGCUGUUCAGCUUCAGUCGGUCCUGGGACCAGACCUGCAAAGACCAACUCUACCAAGCCCUGAAGGAGAUCCAUCCUCACCUAAUCAUGGAACUCUGGGAGAGGAGUUGAGACUCAGAGAGAGCCUGAAAGCUCAGCAUCUGAAAUCUCAGCACUCAUAUGUGUUAGCAUCCUCCCUCCAGGUCCUCAGCGACUCCCAUUAGCUCCCAGAUCCACCCAUACCUAAACUCCCUGCCCUAGAGCUAUAAUGGGCCACUCCCACUCACCAUUCAGACCUACCUACUUCCCCUUUAACGCCAGAGCUAUAUAAGUAAGCUACCACCUGGGUAAGGUGUGGAAACAAGCUAGCUGCCAUGUUGCUCCCUCUUUGGUGGGAGAUAUGGCCCCACUAA